This is a messenger RNA of Adineta ricciae, 1170 nucleotides long. Lineage: Eukaryota; Metazoa; Rotifera; Eurotatoria; Adinetida; Adinetidae. The record is from the annotation of a GenBank genome assembly.
AUGUUUAAAGCAAAUGUUUAUUGUCUCGCUGUUGCUCUUCUAAGUUUGAUCGUUUCAAUAAAAUGUCAAUGUCAAUCUGGAAAUUCAUCUCAAUAUGAUCAAUGUUCACAAAAUGCUCAAUGUGCCUGUUUACAAUAUUCGUUUUCGAGUUCGAUGUAUGUCUGCGGAUUAGUUAGCUAUUCCUGUGGACAAUUUCCUCAAUGUCGACCACCAAAUGAUGCAUGCGACGCAAACGAAAUAUGUAUUCGUCAUCCUCGAUGUAAUUCCCAGCCAGUUUGCUAUCCAUUAUCAAUGAUCAAUGAACAAUCAUGUCCACCAGGAACAGUUUAUCAAACAACUGAACCAAUGCAGCGGAUAUCGAAUUAUACAAGUGCAUUAGAUUCUUUAGACGGAAAAUAUACACGUCCCAAUGGAGGCGCGCCAAAUACCUAUUACGAAGCAAUUCAACUAUACGUUCCAACAUCCGGUUACUAUGACUUAACAAGUGUAAGUAGAUUAGACACACACGGUUAUCUUUACAAUGGAACAUUUAAUCCAUUUGAUCCUCAAUCUAAUUUAAUUGCUCAUAAUGAUGAUGGCGCGGGUGGAGGUCAAUUCAAAUUACCUGUUUAUCUCCAAGCUGGAAUUCCGUAUACAUUGGUUGUAACGACUCACAGUGCAGGUAAUACAGGGCCUUUUUCAGUUAUUGCAGAGGGCCCAGGAAAUAUCCAUUUUUCGCGAUUAAAUCCUGUGACAACAACAACGACGACGACAUCAACUACAACAACUUCAGCAAUCAUCGUCUCUGCAGUUUAUAAUGGUAAUUUAACAUCGUCACAUCCGUUUUAUAACCGUACUGGAGGUUCAACAGGACAAUAUUACUACCAAGCAUUUGAAAUACACGUAAGCACCACAGGCACUUACACAUUCACAAGUACAAGUAAUAUGGACACAUUUGGCUAUAUAUAUCAAGGAAAUUUCUAUCCAUUUGCACCUCAAAUAAAUGUCCAUGGUCAAGAUGAUGACUCAGCUGGUAGUAGUCAAUUCCGUGUUACAGCCGUACUUCGAUCUGAUGUUAAAUAUAUCUUAGUAUACACAACUUAUUCAUCAAAUACUUUUGGAAAAUAUUCCGUUUCAGCAGCCGGUCCAGGUCAAUUCGAAAAGUUUCGAUGUACGUCGUUCUUAACGUGA